GACAUAUAAGUUAUUAUAAAAGCCCUAAACGCAAUACUAUCCGUGUUUUGAGUGAGUGUAAUGAAUUGUUUUCUUUCUCUCUCCAUUACCUGUGCGUGUGUGCUGCAGCUCCGGGGAAACAACGUGUGAUAGAGACGGACAUGCGCGGAGCUGCAGCGAACAUGGCGGCCUGCAUCUGACAGAAAGUGAGGGCUCCACCAUCAAAAUACGCGGCUCCAACGGUAAGAGCCUGUCUGACUUCCUCUGCUGGAGCAGGAUAACAUCUUGGUCAUCAUGGGCCGAACACUACACAAAGAUCAGAAAGAGGAGAAGAAGGAGAAGCCGAGCAGUCCCAGCACAGGCUCUGCACUUGACAAAUCUAACGAGCCAUUCAGUUGGGAAGACUAUCUGAGAGAAACAUCGUCCAUUGCCGCCUCACCCACUUGUUUCAAACAGUCCAGACUUCCCCCCUGCAAUGACUUCAAGGCGGGCAUGAAACUCGAGGCUCGUGACCCUCGUAACUCCAACUCUGUGUGUAUCGCGACGGUGAUGGGCAUGAUGGGUACUCGCUUACGCUUGCGUCUGGAUGGCAGUGACAACACUAACGACUUCUGGAGACUGGUGGACUCAUCUGACAUCCAACCGAUAGGAACCUGUGAAAGGAACGGAGACAUGUUGCAGCCCCCGCUAGGUUUCAGAAUGAAUGCUUCUUCUUGGCCUAUGUUCCUCCUACGAACGCUGAGUGGAGCAGAAAUGGCACCAGCCUCUGCGUUUAAGAAGGAGCCACCCAGCCCCAUUAAAAACUUCUUUCAACCUGGUAUGAAGCUGGAAGCUGUGGACAAGAAGAACCCUUACCUGAUUUGUCCUGCCACAGUGGGUGAGGUCAAAGGCCAGGAGAUCUUUGUCAUGUUUGACGGCUGGCGAGGUGCCUUUGACUACUGGUGCCCCUUCGACUCCAGAGACAUCUUCCCUGUCGGCUGGUGUGCCUUGACAAAACACAGUUUACAACCGCCUGGAAACUUCUUUACGCUCCCGGGUGCUCUCCUGGCCCCUGUUUCCUCCCCCUCAGCUUCCCUCACAACACGUCGCUCCACGUCCAACUCUUCCUCCUCCAACAUGCAAACUUCAUACAGACUGCCCAACCCAUUGCCCCCCCUCCCAGUGCGAAAGGGUGUCAGAGGUCGCCGCCCUAAGUCGCAGACUAUCGCUUUGUUAAAAGCAGCGGCCGAGGCUGCGGCGGCUGCAGCAGUAAAUGGAGCAUCAGAGAGCCCUGUCAGGACCACUCAACUGACCCUCAGACCACACAGGAAGCGAGGGCCCAAGCCUGGCAGCAAGAGGAAGUCUCGGAUGGUGCAGUCGCUGGGGGCAUCGUCAAUUAAAGCUCCUCCUCCAGAGACGAGACUGAGCUCCAACCAUGUGUCAGUAGACAACCACCACAGCAACAGCUCAAGCGUGGUCUGCACAGUAUGUGUGUACGUAAACAAACACGGUGACUACGGCCCACAUCUUGACCGUAAACUAGUACAGCAGCUCCCAGACCACUUUGGCCCAGCUCCUGUCAACCCCGUGCUUCAACAGGCCGUUCAGGCCUGUGUGGACUGUACGUACCAGCCCUCUGUGCUGCUGUCAUUUCUACAGAGCCAGUCCCACACAGGAGGCGAGGUCAUCCGAGUGCGCUCCGAGCAUGGUAUCCGUUACGUGAAGCUCCCCUCCGUCACCAGCGCGUCCACCGUGCUGAGGUUCUUGGAGAACAUGUGUCAGCAUCUGGAGAGUGUCAGUCUGUUCAGCUCACAGCCUUUCAGCCCCUACAACAAAAACACACGCUUCUUUGAAAGGACAAAGUCAGAACCGAUGUCCCACACAGAAAACGGCUUGUCUAAAGAUGAUUCCACAAAGGAUUCUCUUCCCAAAGCGCGAUCUCCUCACGUAUCGGCGGACUAUCGAGCGACGAAGAGGGAGCGGCCAUAUUACACCUCACACUCACACACACCUCCACCUCUACGGAGAGUCAGCUCUAACCCAACCGAACACGGUCCAGUGGCUACACACAGACGUGUGGAGGCAGCUAGCUCAACAACCGGCCCAGACCAGGUGACACAGGACAAGGAAGGUCCUGGGAACAAUGCAUCUUCUUGGUCGGUUGAUGAAGUCAUCCGGUUUGUUCAGUCGGCCGAUCCACUAACUCUCGGCCCACAUGUGGAACUGUUUAGGAAGCAUGAGAUUGAUGGAAGGGCCUUGAUGCUUCUACGCAGUGAUGUCAUUAUGAAGUACAUGGGACUGAAGUUGGGCCCGGCACUCAAACUCUGUCAUCACAUCGAGAAGCUGAAACAGACCAAACAAUGAAGGCUCUUGUCACACAUGCGUAUUCUUUUACAGGGAACCCACCUUAACAUCAGUCUCUGAGGCAUUUAAUGUACAUAGCGUAUGUGCAUUUGGAAAGUUUUAGCAAUCCUGAUGCUACUGUCAAUCAACAGCUUACACAUUGUUGGUGUUGUUCCAAACUUUCAAGCUAAUAAAUUGGAUGUUUAGGUUAAAGAAAUUAUGUUGGACUUUGGAGUGUUGGCUUUUAACGACACAAACAUUCGGAGAAAUAUGUCACAAAUCCAAUUCAUAGAUUCAGAAUUUUGUUUUUUAGUGUUUGUUUCAGAGUGGAGGUGGCCUCGGUGUUGUUUGCUCUGAUAUAAUCUAGUUUUUGUUACUUGCCAAACAUUUACUUUACAUUAAAGCAGUACAGUUUCCGAUGAUUAGCCUUGUUGUGAUUAGUAUCCAAUAUAUGAGGCAUGUUUUUGUAUUUCGUCUUUUUGCCUUAGCAUGAGCAUCGGGCCGUAAUUUAAUUACAUUAAUUACCUUUUAAACCUCAGACAGACACUGUAGCUUUUGCCGUUGUAAACAUUUUUUACACUAACAGCGACUGCAUCGUUGUGGUGUUGGCUAACAAUGCAAUAAGAUUUCUGACACGUUGCUUUUUUGAAUGUAAUAAGUCAUCAAAAAAGGUACCGGACUGCCCCCAGGUAUGUGAAUAGAAGUCAAAUGUUGGACAAGGGGUUGUUUGUGAAGUCGUACACAAUUCAGCGUCCGCAUUCAUUUAUUUUUUACUCGCAUAACUGACAAAUAUCGACAAGUAUUAAAUAUGGCGUUUUGCUGACGAUCACUUUGCACUCAUGUUGUAGUUGUACACAAUUUGUUACUUGUUUAUGUUUCAUGUGCUCAAAAGCUUCAGCUUGAGUUUGACUUGACUCGUAUUACGUUUUGACAUUUGCAUACAUUAACCAUGACUGGAACUCUGUUAGUGGCGACAAUGAAAUAAAAGCAACCAAGUAACUUAACUACCAGUUAACUACCAGAAGUUAGUGAUCCUGAGACUGGGGGUUGUGUGUGUUCAUUCCCAAAAGUUUUUUUUUAUUUUAUUUUAAAUCAGUUUAUAGUGUAAUAAAGUGUAUUAAGUGUAAGUGUUAUAAUUUUGUCUGCCUAAUAUUACAGGAUUACAUUGUGACAGAGUGAUUGUUGAUUUUGUUAUUGGCAAUGUAGUUUUUUCUUAGCAGCAACCAAAUGUGUUUCUUGUAGAUUCAUUUCACACUGUUGCGCUCCCAUCGUGGUAACAAGUUAAUACUUGAAGCCUUGCUCUUGCUUUAAUGUAAAACUCAGGUUUUUAGUGGUUUCUUAGAUGAUGUUUUACAGUAGCACGUGUUCAUACUCCCAUCAUAGAGGAUCUACAGUAUAACCAGCUAUGUAUAUUUUCAACUGCCUUGUCAUAUCCUGCAGCAUCUUGUGUGUGUACAUAGAAAAACUUUUUACUCCUAAGCUAAACAAAUGUUAUAUACAGUAUGUUUGAUAUGCAUUCUCACAAUUAAACAUUUCUU
Doryrhamphus excisus (bluestripe pipefish) is the source of this 3839-nucleotide messenger RNA. It is a transcript of the gene scml2, whose product is annotated as Scm polycomb group protein like 2. Lineage: Eukaryota; Metazoa; Chordata; Actinopteri; Syngnathiformes; Syngnathidae. The record is from RefSeq and is a predicted model, not a curated record. Gene Ontology annotation, biological process: negative regulation of DNA-templated transcription. Gene Ontology annotation, cellular component: nucleus. Gene Ontology annotation, molecular function: histone binding; chromatin binding.